CAGUGACCUUGCCGGUGCUCGGGGCUGUACUGUAGCGUACGUGCAUAGUGAGCUGAGCCGAGCCGAGCCGUGCGCGCCACCCGCCCUCCCACAGACGCCCAAAAGGGCGACGCUGCGAGCUUGCAAGGUCUCACCACUCACCGCAUCUUACCAUCAGGCUUUUUCCAAAUCGUCUCACCGCGGUAGACUUUUUCUCAGCUUUGCACAGAGCUGGCCUCCGUGCGAUCUCUUACUUUUUUUCAGCGCUGCUCUUGCUAACUUGCGACGCUGACAAUCCCAACAUUCGAUUCAAGCAUGAAGCUACCGCUCCCAUACCCUGUCGCGGCGCUCGGUAUGCUGCUCGCCGCUCCCUGCGUGCUGGUCACCGCUGUGCCCACCGCCCCGUUGGAGGCCCGCAACGGUCCCACAGGAGUAGUCGAGUCGCUUGGACACGAGCUGGGCGACGCCGGCAAGGAGGCGGGCAAGCUGCUCAAGAUUGGCGACACCCACUCUGAUUUCAAGCCGAUCCAGCACCACGACUCCGAUCUGGUCUUUAAAAAGAAAGCAAAGCACAGCAAGUGGGCGGGUGUGGCCAAGGGCGCUGCUGUCGGGUCAUUGGCUGGUGGCGCCUUCUUUGCGGGCAAGUGGUACGAGGACUCUCGACAGCUGGCCGCCAAGCGCAAGCAGGAAGCCAAGGAGAAUGAGCAGAUCAUGGAUUUCAUGAACCGCACCAUCUCGGGUCAGUGCCGUGGCUGCCGCGGUGCUUUGUCUCGCUCGUCAUCUCCUCUUGUCCACGUGCUGAUGCCCCUCCAUGCCUCUUCUCUCCCUGGCCCCAGGUUCAGGACCUUUCUCCUCUGCCAACAAGCAGCCAGGCAAGCAGCCAUGAGAGGGUUGCCGCGGGGCAGCCUGGGCGAUGACCAUUUCACAUUCCCAUUCAAUCUGUGAUCUCGAGUGUGUUGUCGCAGUCCCUGUUGUUGUAGCGCCAAGUGGCCACUUGAUGUGC
Molecule: messenger RNA, 982 nt
Organism: Ceraceosorus guamensis
Lineage: Eukaryota; Fungi; Basidiomycota; Exobasidiomycetes; Ceraceosorales; Ceraceosoraceae
Exons: 2
Coding region: 295-924 (209 amino acids)
Source: RefSeq, a predicted model, not a curated record